Molecule: messenger RNA, 1359 nt
Organism: Malus domestica (apple)
Lineage: Eukaryota; Viridiplantae; Streptophyta; Magnoliopsida; Rosales; Rosaceae
Product: aspartic proteinase nepenthesin-2-like
Cellular component (GO): extracellular region
Source: RefSeq, a predicted model, not a curated record
AUGGCUGGAGUCCAAGCUUUUGUUUCAACAAUUCUCUUUCUUUCACUCAUCACAUUCUCCACAUUCCAUCCAACGCAUUCAAAACCUAAUGGUUUCAGCCUCCGGUUGAUCCCUAGAGACUCACCGGAAUCGCCUCUAUACCCCGGAAACCUCACAGUACAUGAACGUAUCGAAAGAUUGGUCAGGUUCUCGAAAGCCAGGGCGCGCUACGUGGAAUUAACUUCCGGUUCAAAUUCCACCGCAGACCUCAACCAAAUAGAACUUACUUUGCUUCGUGACAACUUCUUCUAUAUCGUGCAGAUUGCGCUUGGAACCCCAAAAGUCCCCCAGCUCCUGCUUCUCGACACUGGUGGUGGCCUAAUUUGGACUCAGUGCCAGCCUUGUGUUGCAUGUUACCCACAACAAGGUAAUCCCAUUUUCGAUUCAACAACAUCGAGCACAUACCGAAAGCUUCCGUGCGACCACCCUCUGUGUUCAGGUGCCAAUCCCCUUUACCAAUGUGCUAACAAUGAAUGCGUCUACAAUAUUGGUUAUGGUGGUGGCGCAACAACUCGAGGUGUUGCUUCCUUUGAAACAUUCACAUUUCCGACUGAUACAGCCGAAAACGUGAUCUUCGGUUGUUCGAAGGAAAACAGAAACAUUCAGUUCUCAAAGAGUGGUUACAUUUCGGGGGUAAUGGGGUUGAGCUUGAGUCCGGAUUCACUAGUGACCCAACUCGCUGAUAAAACCAAAAAAACUUUCUCAUACUGUUUGCUCCCUUUUACUGAUGCACUAAUAAACCCUGGUUUCGUUAAGUUUGGGGAUGAAAUACCAUUACCAGCUGGAAAUGUUUACACAAGUCCGUUUGUAACACCACCUGGACAACAUUACUACUACCUAAAUCUUUUGGAUAUAAGUGUUGGGUUGAAACGCCUAGGGUUUCCACCGGGUACCUUUACAAUUGGGCAAGGUGGCACCGGUGGUUUCUUCAUCGAUUCUGGUGCCCUAAUCCCUCAACUCAAUACAGAUGCCAGCGGACGCAAUGCCUACAGGGAGGUGAUGAGGGCAUUUCAACAAUGGUAUGACGGUUUAAAACUUACAAGGAUCGGUAAAGUGCCUGAAGGGCUGGCAUUGUGCUACAAAUAUACGCCGGAUUUCAAUCAAUUCGCCACAUUAACGUACCAUUUGCAAGAUGCUAAUUACGUCGUUGAUGGGAAAUAUGCUCAUGUCUUUAACAAAGAUGCGGGGUACUUUUGCGUAGCAAUGAUGCCUGGAAAUGGGAAGUCUAUGCUUGGAGCAUGGCAUCAGCAGAAUAUGAGGGUCACCUACAAUGGCAACAUCAAUUCACUUCAAUUUUCGGUCGAGACUUGUCCUAGUUAA